CUGCUCAAUUUCCACCAUCUCUGACAGCCUUGAAGAAACACAGCGACAUCCAAGCCUUCGUCUUCGGCUUGAUCUUCUUCCCGUCGCCGCCGUCUUCGAUCGUCUUCGUUCGUCUUCGUUCGUCUUCGUCUUCCCCUUCAAGGUUUGUUAAAGAUGGCCGAUGGUGAGGACAUUCAACCCCUCGUUUGCGACAAUGGAACUGGAAUGGUGAAGGCUGGAUUUGCUGGUGAUGAUGCUCCCAGGGCUGUGUUUCCUAGUAUUGUUGGUCGCCCACGACACACAGGUGUCAUGGUUGGUAUGGGUCAGAAGGAUGCCUAUGUAGGUGAUGAAGCACAGUCGAAAAGAGGUAUCCUUACCUUGAAGUAUCCCAUUGAGCACGGUAUAGUGAGCAACUGGGAUGACAUGGAGAAGAUCUGGCAUCAUACUUUCUACAAUGAACUUCGUGUUGCUCCUGAAGAGCACCCAGUUCUGCUCACAGAGGCUCCUCUCAAUCCUAAGGCCAACAGAGAAAAGAUGACCCAAAUUAUGUUUGAGACCUUCAAUGUGCCUGCCAUGUAUGUUGCCAUCCAGGCUGUUCUCUCACUUUAUGCCAGUGGUCGUACAACAGGUAUUGUGCUGGACUCAGGUGAUGGUGUGAGUCACACUGUCCCAAUCUACGAAGGUUAUGCCCUCCCUCAUGCCAUCCUUCGUCUGGACCUUGCUGGUCGUGACCUCACAGAUGCUUUGAUGAAGAUUCUCACUGAAAGAGGGUACAUGUUCACCACUACUGCUGAACGGGAAAUUGUCCGUGAUAUGAAGGAGAAGCUUGCAUAUGUUGCCCUUGAUUAUGAGCAAGAACUUGAGACUGCCAAGAGCAGCUCGUCAGUUGAGAAGAACUAUGAGCUUCCUGAUGGCCAAGUCAUCACAAUUGGAGCUGAGAGAUUCCGGUGCCCAGAAGUGCUCUUCCAACCAUCCCUCAUUGGAAUGGAAGCUGCUGGCAUUCAUGAGACUACCUACAACUCUAUCAUGAAGUGUGAUGUGGAUAUCAGAAAAGACCUAUAUGGAAACAUCGUGCUCAGUGGUGGGUCAACUAUGUUCCCUGGUAUUGCAGACCGUAUGAGCAGGGAGAUCACCGCUCUUGCUCCAAGCAGCAUGAAGAUCAAGGUUGUGGCUCCACCGGAGAGAAAGUACAGUGUCUGGAUUGGAGGGUCCAUCCUUGCAUCCCUCAGUACCUUCCAACAGAUGUGGAUUUCCAAGGGUGAGUACGACGAGUCAGGUCCAUCCAUUGUCCACAGGAAGUGCUUCUGAGUUCUCCAAAUGGUUUUGAUGGUGAGCUAUUUUUCAAUUUAGUUGGAUUUUUGUGUCAUGUGUCAUGAAGUCAGUUUGGUUGGCAACGAUGUGUUGAGGUGGGGUCACUCGAGGACGGGGUAGAUUCAGAUGUUGACUUCUCAUCCACGCGAGAGAUUUUGCUUGCAAUGGCAAAUGGUUCUAUGUAUAUGUGGUGGGCAGAAAAUCAGUCCAAAACCAUCCUCGCCUUGCCUAAUCAUCGGUUCAACCAUCUAUUUCGGUAGGAUGUUUGUAGCAGGAGAGUGAUUGGGAUGCUUUUCUUCGUCUUCCUUUUAUUUCACUUUUGUUCUAUAUUUGACGGUCUUUUUUCAUCCGGGAACAUUAAUAUUAAUAGUUUUUAUUGUAUCUGAAAGUUUAUUGUAGCGUCAGUUUGUGGUCGAAAACUGGUAUGCAAAUUUAUAUUUAAAUACUGGCUUGAAAGCUUGAGAGGAA
Pyrus x bretschneideri (Chinese white pear) is the source of this 1758-nucleotide messenger RNA. RefSeq names its product actin-7. NCBI's taxonomy places the organism in Eukaryota, Viridiplantae, Streptophyta, Magnoliopsida, Rosales, Rosaceae. The transcript has 5 exons. Bases 154 to 1287 code for a protein of 377 amino acids. The record is from RefSeq and is a predicted model, not a curated record.